AUGGCGGCUCGUCGAAUCGAUGCGCUCAUCGUGGGCAUCCUUACCAUCGGCCUGGCCGUCGUGGUGGCAACCGUGCCAGUCAGCCUGGCCUGGCUGGACGAGAAGGAGGAGGAGGAGGAGGAGGAGGAGUUCGCGAUGCAGCUGGGCCCCGUCAAGACUGCCGUGUUUGGAGUUUACUAUGUCUGCAGCAUCAUCUUCUUGCUGGUGCUGACCUCCUGGUCCAAAGCGGAGAAUUUGAUGCUGGGCGGCGCGGGGCUGGCGUGGGAAGUCAUUUGGAUCUGGUUGGUGGUCGUCCUUGCCACGGAUGUGCUGGGCUACUUCUUCCGCGCGGUGCAGGCGGUGAUCAUGAAGCGCCAGAUCCACCUUACAGACCCGGCCAUCUCAAUCGUCAUGAGCGUGCUGCCCAUUCUUGGGCCAAGGGUCGAUCUGUUGAAGGAUUGUCUGUUUGCUGGCGCCGUGUUUCAGCUCGCGGUCUGCCAACCUGACGACUCGUGGAGGCGCACGGCAGGCUUUCGGGUUGGGGACGUGGAUGGCAUGCUUGAGGCGGUCAAGGACAAGUUCGACAAGAUCCUGAAGGAAGUCCAGCUGAGCAUCGUGGAGGCAAGCAAGAUCUCCAGCCAAAGCCUUGCCCCGUUGAAAAGGGGGCAAGAAACUAUGAACACCACCCUUGGUGAGAAGACGACGGAGAUCCUCAAGGAGAUCAGCAAUGUCUUUCACCGGGUCAAGAAGGAGGGCGGCGACCUCAUGGCCAUGGUCAAGUGGCGGGGCUGUAAAACCGAGCAGGUGGAGAAGGAUUGCGCGCACCAGCCGGACCGAUUACAGAUCCUUCGGGACACGCUGAUGGAGAUCCAGAUGACGGUGGUGCGCAUCCAGUCCGAGGUGGAGUCAGAACACGGGGACGGAGACAACCAGCAACGAGCUGCCUCACCGGAGCAGCGAGAGUGGGCGAACAGCCCCACCGCGCCCCCGCAGCAGCCCAUCAACUUGGAGGAGACGGUACCGCAUGUACAGCUGAUGCGAUCGGGCGCAUCGCCCUUGACAAGCAUCACUUUGACGGAUGGGCGCGUGGUUUACGUGCCUCGAAGCGUCGUCGCGAACCUGUUUGGAGCGCACUUUUAG
Symbiodinium sp. CCMP2592 is the source of this 1119-nucleotide messenger RNA. The record is from the annotation of a GenBank genome assembly. Lineage: Eukaryota; Dinophyceae; Suessiales; Symbiodiniaceae.